GCUCCCGGGCUCUGUUGCCUUGGGGUCUGUCCCUGCGGGCGCAGUGGCCUGACUUGGCGGGAGGGGCGGCCCUGUGGGGGUCGUGCCUCCUGGUGCCAACCCGGGACGUCAGUCCUGGAGGCAAGGGUCACUCAUGUUGUGGAGAAAACGAUGAACAUUUCAGAGAAUGUGCUGUCUUCUGGAUCCUCACUAGCAUCGCAGGUUCAUGCUGCGGCAGUGAAUGGAGAUAAGGGUGCCCUUCAGAGACUCAUUGUUGGAAACCCUUCUCUUAAAGACAAAGAGGACCAGUUUGGGAGAACUCCACUUAUGUAUUGCGUGUUGGCAGACAGAUUGGACUGUGCAGAUGCUCUUAUAAAAGCAGGAGCAGAUGUCAAUAAAACUGAUCAUAGCCGGAGAACAGCCCUUCACCUUGCAGCCCAAAAGGGAAAUUACCGCUUUAUGAAACUCUUGCUUACACGCAGAGCAAACUGGAUGCAGAAGGAUCUAGAAGAGAUGACACCUUUGCACCUGACUACCCGGCAUAAGAGCCCCAAGUGUUUAGCCCUUCUGCUGAAGUUUAUGGCCCCUGGGGAAGUGGAUACACAGGACAAAAACAAGCAAACAGCUUUGCACUGGAGUGCCUACUAUAACAACCCAGAGCAUGCAAAGCUGCUCAUCAAGCAUGACUCCAACAUUGGAAUUCCUGACAUGGAAGGCAAGAUCCCACUCCACUGGGCAGCCAACCACAAAGACCCGAGUGCUGUGCAUACAGUGAGAUGCAUCCUGGAUGCUGCUCCAACAGAGUCUUUAUUGAACUGGCAAGACUACGAGGGCCGCACACCUCUUCACUUUGCAGUGGCCGAUGGAAACCUAACAGUGGUGGAUGUCUUGACCUCCUAUGAAAGCUGCAACAUAACAUCUUACGAUAACUUAUUUCGAACGCCACUUCACUGGGCAGCCUUACUAGGCCAUGCACAGAUUGUCCAUCUCCUUUUAGAAAGAAACAAGUCUGGAACUAUCCCUUCCGACAGCCAAGGAGCAACACCCUUGCACUAUGCAGCUCAGAGUAACUUUGCUGAAACAGUUAAAGUGUUUUUAAAGCAUCCUUCUGUCAAAGAUGAUUCCGACCUGGAAGGAAGAACAUCCUUCAUGUGGGCAGCAGGGAAAGGCAGUGAUGACGUGCUCAGAACUAUGCUCAGUUUAAAAUCUGACAUCGACAUUAACAUGGCUGACAAGUAUGGAGGCACAGCUUUACAUGCUGCUGCCCUUUCUGGCCAUGUCAGCACUGUGAAGUUAUUAUUGGACAAUGAUGCUCAAGUAGAUGCUACUGACGUCAUGAAACAUACUCCACUCUUCCGAGCCUGUGAGAUGGGGCACAAAGAUGUGAUUCAGACACUUAUUAAAGGUGGAGCAAGGGUAGAUCUGGUUGACCAAGAUGGACAUUCACUUCUCCACUGGGCAGCCCUGGGGGGAAAUGCCGAUGUCUGCCAGAUACUGAUAGAAAACAAGAUCAACCCAAAUGUGCAGGAUUAUGCAGGAAGAACGCCUCUUCAGUGUGCUGCAUAUGGAGGGUACAUCAACUGCAUGGCUGUGCUCAUGGAAAACAACGCAGAUCCCAACAUCCAAGACAAAGAGGGACGAACAGCUUUACACUGGUCCUGUAAUAAUGGCUACCUUGAUGCAAUUAAAUUACUGCUAGAUUUCGCUGCUUUCCCUAAUCAGAUGGAGAACAAUGAGGAGAGGUACACACCCCUUGAUUAUGCAUUGCUUGGUGAGCGCCAUGAGGUGAUCCAGUUCAUGCUGGAACAUGGUGCCCUGUCUAUCGCAGCUAUACAAGACAUUGCUGCCUUCAAAAUCCAAGCUGUCUACAAAGGAUACAAGGUCAGAAAGGCCUUCCGAGACCGGAAGAACCUCCUCAUGAAGCACGAACAGCUGAGAAAAGAUGCUGCGGCUAAAAAGCGGGAGGAGGAAAACAAGCGGAAGGAAGCCGAACAGCAAAAAGGACAGCUGACCACAGAUUCCCCCAGACUCCACCUUCUCCCCUGUCCACCCAGCCCCCGGAAUGAGCCCAUUGAGCAGAGUGCAGCCUCUGGCAAACAGCCACCUGCUGGCCAUACAGUCCAGAGCCCUGACCCAGAGCACAGCAGGUCUCCAGGCCGGUGUCCAGGCAGAGCCUCCCACAGGGAUUGCUCCUCAGACCAUCAGGGAGCAGCCUCCAGGAAGCCCAAUGAAACACCCAGGGAACACUGCAGAUGCCCUUCUGCCUGUGUACGCCUCAGAUCCUGUGAAGGCAGUGAUGGCUCCAGGCAUCGGGGAGCAUCCUCUGUGGAGAAGUGUAGAGGUGAGAACAAUGGCGAGCACCAGUGUGAGGAAGGACCAAGCAGGGCCAGGCAGCCCUUGUCCUUUGGGUCGUCAGCCCAGCCUGCUGAGAAAGGAGAGGACUCCAGCCCUCCAAGAGCUUCCAAGCAGGACAGCCCCAGGAAGCCCAGCAGGAGGCAGGACAGGGCCCCCAGGCCCAGAGGUGCUUCCCAGAAAAGGUGCACACACCAGCUAAGAGACAGGUGCUCCCCAGCUGGGUCCAGCCGGCCUGGCAGUGCCAGGGGGGACGUUGCUUGUACUGAACAGAGCCCUCUCCACCGUCGAACACCAAGAAGCAAGGUGACCCAGAACAAGCUUAUAGGAGGGGUAUCCUCAGAUUUGCCACUCAGCACAGAAGAGUUGAGGUCAGGAUGCAAGAUGCUGUGUGAGGACGUUCGGGUAUCUACAGAGAGUGAUGUAAUUCAUGGCUCCCCAUCUGGACAGACUGUGAACAUUCACCUUCUUCCUGUAGAGCAGCGCCUGCAGAUAAUCCAGAGGGAACGGAGUAGGAAAGAGCUAUUUCGCAGAAAGAACAAGGCAGCAGCCAUCAUCCAGCGAGGUUGGCGAAGCUACCAGCUCAGGAAGCAUCUGUCUUGUCUUCUGCACAUGAAGCAGCUCGGAGCCGGAGACGUGAUCAGAUGUAGCCGAGUGUGCACAGCCCUGCUCCUCCAGAUCUGGAAAACAGAAGUAGAAUUCAAGUACCCAAAGUCCAUCUCCAUCAACAGAAUGCCCAAAAGUCUAUCCAAAGGCAUGUCGGCCACAAAGUCAGCCAGGCACUCUGUGCUCAGACAGAUCUAUGGUUGCUCUCAAGAAGGGAAAGUACAUCAUGCCAUCAAAUCUUCCAAAGGCCCUCCUGUUCUGUGUCUCAAUUCAGUGAACAGUUUGCAGUCUAUACAUCUUGACAACAGUGGAAGAACAAAAAAGUUUUCUUACAACCUGCAACCAGCCAGUCAAUCAAAAAACAAGCCAAAGCUUUGACCCUGGGGAAAGGCAGAACCAGUGUGGAGUUCUGCGUUGUAUCAACUGUCCCUUACUCACAAAGCUUCACCGUCUGUACCUAAAGCCUUACUAUCCGGAAUAUGAGGUAGAACUCAAAAGACGAUGUAGCAUUUCCUCCCAGGGCACAGUGAAAGGGCCGGAGAAGACUGUGCUCAUGUGGACUGCCUAGCUGUGUACUUCACCUCAGUCAGUGUGGCUGGAAAUGAGAACUAACACCACCUGCACAAAUGAACUGCUGGUUGGAAUUUCUGACAGUUAGCAGGCACUGGCUUCGUUUUUUCACUCUAGAAAACCUCACCAAGAUGGCAAAUCCGUGCCCAGAAGACUGAAGUACACUGUUGAUUCCUUAGUUAUGUUUCUAGAGUGUCCUGGAGGCUACAAGCUGCAGCCUCGUGCUCACUCAUUCUCUGACUGGGGCUCCACUGCUGAGUGGCACCAAUAAUAAAUGUCACAGCAUCAAGAAACCAUAGGGCAGAACUCACAGUGAGCCAAAGCAGGUCUCUCAUCCACUCUUUAGGAAUACUUGGCUUAAAUAAAGUCUAAGUGAUCAUGGGCUUUCACAGAGGCACAAUUGACAUCAGGCCACUCUUGUGCUAACAGUAAAGCACAUGAAGCAAGUGUUUACCUCACUGAAUUACCUUGACGUUUAGUUUAGAAAAUCAUAUUCAAAAUUAUAAAAACAGGUUUACCUAGAUGUGACCACAGAGGUUCAGCUAAUUUGUUGACAAGUG
This is a messenger RNA of Phodopus roborovskii (desert hamster), 4067 nucleotides long. It is a transcript of the gene Invs, whose product is annotated as inversin. Gene Ontology annotation, biological process: protein localization to ciliary inversin compartment. NCBI's taxonomy places the organism in Eukaryota, Metazoa, Chordata, Mammalia, Rodentia, Cricetidae. The coding region runs from base 151 to 3315 and encodes 1054 amino acids. The transcript is spliced from 17 exons. Gene Ontology annotation, cellular component: ciliary inversin compartment. Gene Ontology annotation, molecular function: protein binding. The record is from RefSeq and is a predicted model, not a curated record.